Molecule: messenger RNA, 3011 nt
Organism: Pistacia vera
Lineage: Eukaryota; Viridiplantae; Streptophyta; Magnoliopsida; Sapindales; Anacardiaceae
Product: protein transport protein SEC23-like
Exons: 5
Coding region: 1-2625 (874 amino acids)
Biological process (GO): COPII-coated vesicle cargo loading; endoplasmic reticulum to Golgi vesicle-mediated transport; intracellular protein transport
Cellular component (GO): endoplasmic reticulum exit site; COPII vesicle coat
Molecular function (GO): GTPase activator activity; zinc ion binding
Source: RefSeq, a predicted model, not a curated record
AUGGCCAAUCCAACUCAACCUUCCGUUGGAUACUCUUUUACUGCCACAUCGCCAAACCCAGAUACACCAUCACCUCAAACAGAGAAAACCCCUAUCCCUCGUCCUCCAAUUUCAUCUGCACCCCCCAGAUUUCCUCCACCAAAAUUACAACAUGACCCAAUCGCUUCCCCUUCAAUUAGAACCCCAAAUAUGUUGUCACCUGCAAAUGGGGUCAACAGUGGAAGCCCAAUUCCUCAUUUAAGCACUCCUCCUGGCCCUCCUGUCUUUACUUCACCAGUUAGGCCCGCUGCUGUGCCUUUCCGGACAUCUCCUGCAACUCCGCAGCCUGUCGCUUUCUCUUCAGGUUCAUCUUUGCCCACAUCUUCACCUCCCCAUUUCUCUAAUGGGUCAGCUGAGUUGCAGCACCAAGUUCCAGAUGUUAUUGAGGAGACAUCACCUUAUGGGAAAUCUUCAUGUGUUCUGAUUUCAGCUCGUAAGGUGUUGAAACAGAAGAAACAAGCAAAUGUACCCAGUUUAGGUUUUGGGGCACUAGUUUCUCCUGGGAGAGAGGUUUCUCCAGGUCCUCAAAUAAUACAACGUGAUCCUCAUCGCUGCCAUAAUUGCGGAGCAUAUGCAAACAUCUAUUGCAAGAUAAUACUUGGAUCUGGCCAGUGGCAGUGUGUAGUUUGCCAUAAUCUGAAUGGAAGUGAAGGUGAAUAUGUGGCUUCUAGCAAGGAAGAACUUCGUAAUUUUCCGGAAUUGUCAUCGCCUAUGGUUGAUUAUGUUCAAACUGGGAACAAUAGGCCCAGUUAUGUUCCUGUUUCUGAUUCCAGAAUGUCUGCACCCAUUAUUCUUGUAAUAGAUGAAUGCUUAGACGAACCUCACCUCCAGCAUCUACAGAGCUCUUUGCACGCAUUUGUUGAAUCAAUUCCACCAACGGCAAGAAUUGGCAUUAUAUUGUAUGGUAGGACAGUAUCAGUUUAUGAUUAUUCAGAGGAUUCAAUAGCAUCUGCUGAUGUGCUUCCUGGUGACAAAUCACCAACUCAGGAGUCGUUGAAAGCAUUGCUUUAUGGAGCUGGUGUUUAUCUAUCACCAAUGCAUGCUUCAAAACAGGUAGCACAUGACAUAUUCUCAUCACUAAGGCCAUACAAGUUAAACAUCCCAGAAGCUUCAAGAGAUCGUUGCCUGGGUACAGCAGUUGAGGUUGCCCUUUCUAUUAUUCAGGGGCCAACAGCAGAAAUGUCUCGGGGGGUAGUUAAAAGGGCAGGAGGUAACAGCAGAAUUAUUGUGUGUGCUGGUGGACCUAAUACAUAUGGCCCUGGAUCAGUUCCUCAUUCUUUUACUCACCCAAAUUAUCCUCAUAUGGAAAAGACAGCAUUGAAAUGGAUGGAGCUUCUGGGUCGUGAGGCUCAUCGACACAAUACAGUGAUUGACAUUCUAUGUGCUGGAACUUGCCCUGUUAGAGUUCCUGUGUUGCAGCCUCUUGCAAAAGCUUCAGGGGGUGUGUUGGUUCUUCAUGAUGACUUUGGAGAAGCCUUUGGUGUGAACUUGCAAAGGGCAUCCACAAGGGCUGCAGGUUCUCAUGGUUUGCUGGAGAUUCGUUGUUCUGAUGAUAUUCUCGUAACUCAAGUUGUGGGUCCUGGUGAAGAGGCACAUUUAGACACUCAUGAAACCUUUAAAAAUGAUACUGCUCUUUCUAUUCAAAUGCUAAGUGUUGAAGAAACGCAAAGCUUUGCUGUAUCCAUGGAAAAUAAAGGAGACAUCAAGAGUGAUCAUGUAUUUUUCCAGUUUGCUAUUCAAUAUUCAAAUGUUUAUCAAGCUGAUAUUUCAAGAGUUGUUACUGUCAGAUUACCCACUGUGGAUAAUGUUUCAGCAUAUCUUGAGAGUGUUCAAGAUGAAGUGGUUGCGGUCCUCAUUGCCAAGAGGACCCUCUUGCGAGCCAAAAAUCACUCUGAUGCAAUUGAUAUGCGAACGACAAUUGAUGAAAGAGUUAAAGACGUAGCUCUAAAAUUUGGAUCCCAAGUACCAAAGUCAAAGCUUUAUCGGUUCCCAAAAGAACUUUCUGCUCUAUCAGAGAUCUUAUUUCAUCUAAGAAGGGGCCCACUUUUAGGAAGCAUUAUUGGACAUGAAGAUGAGAGGUCUGUAUUACGAAGUUUGUUUCUGAAUGCAUCUUUUGAGCUGUCACUUCGUAUGGUCGCACCUCGCUGUUUAAUGCACCGGGAAGGAGGCACUUUUGAGGAGCUUCCGGCUCAUGACCUAGCUAUGCAAUCUGACAAAGCAGUAGUUCUUGACCAUGGCACAGAUGUCUUUAUUUGGUUGGGUGCAGAACUUGCUGCUGAUGAGGGAAGAAGUGCAGCCGCUUUAGCAGCUUGCAGAACAUUGGCUGAAGAACUAACUGAAUCUAGGUUUCCAGCUCCUCGAAUCCUUGCAUUCAAGGAAGGGAGUUCCCAGGCUCGGUAUUUUGUAUCUCGGCUGAUUCCAGCACACAAGGAUCCUCCGUAUGAGCAGGAGGCAAGGUUUCCACAGCUUCGAUCUUUAACGACGGAACAGCGGACAAAGCUGAAAAGCAGUUUUCUUUUUUUUGAUGAUCCUAGCUUCUGUGAGUGGAUGCGAAGUUUGAGACUGGUGCCACCAGAACCAAGCUAAGGGUGUAAAUUUUAGUGGCUGAUGUUCCUGCAAGAAGGAAUUGUGGGAGCUGCAUUACAAUGACGAUGCAAAUCUGUUGUCUCCUGUUCUUUCCUUUUUUUUGUCCCCUGGUAAAGAGAAUGUAAUUUUGAUGACGUCUAUGGAUAUCAUCUCACCUUUUUCUUUCUCUUCGAUUUUUUUAAAGAACAUUUAUAUACUGACCAUAACUCAAAAAGUUUGAAAUUGGUUCAUCACAUAUUGUUUCUUAGUUGAAGUGCUUUAGCACAGCAAUAAGAUCUUCCAAGCCCAGCGUCAGUGAAUUGUUUUCUUCUCCUUAUCUAGUCAGAUUGGUGCAAAUGCAAUCGAGGGUGUAAUUGUAAAAUAGCAGAAGUGGCUCUAGUUCAAUU